AUGGAUUUGGACGACGAUGCGCCGCCGGAGUUGGUCGGCACCGGUGCCGAACCAGAGCCUGAGGAGAAGCCAGUCAAGGUGCCCAUUACACUCAUUACGGCUCUGGAUAUUGAAAAGUCACUCACUAUCAAUAAGGAUGGUGAGUCAGUUGAGGAGUGGAUGGACGUGGGCAACGGCUGCAUAUGCUGUUCCGUGAAAGACACUGGAGUAAACGCUAUUGAGUCUCUGAUGGAAAAGAAGGGCAAAUUCGACUACAUCCUUCUCGAAACCACCGGCCUGGCCGACCCGGGUAACAUUGCGCCCAUGUUCUGGAUGGACGACGGGUUAGGCAGCACCAUCUACCUCGACGGCAUCGUCACCCUCGUGGACGCCAAGAACAUCCUGCACAGCCUGGAUGACCCCGCGGGGAAGGUGGAAGGCCAUGAGGAGAGCGACGACGCUCACGGAGCGGGUCCCGUCAUGACUACCGCCCAUGUGCAAAUUUCACACGCCGACGUUAUUGUCAUCAACAAGUCCGAUUUGGUCAGUGAGGCAGAGCUUCAGGCAGUGAGGGAGAGGAUCGAGUCCAUGAACGGGCUGGCCAAAAUAUUCGUCACCAGCCAAAGCGCCGUGCCGAAGCUUGAGGGAUUCCUGCUAGACCUGCAUGCGUACGACAAAGUAGAAGAACUUGACCGCCCGGGUCUUGGCCACAGCCAUAUUGACAAGCGAACUGGCGGCCCGGCGUAUGAUAUUCACCGGCUGAAGGGCCGGUUUUCUGCCACCGAUGGGAAGCAAAAUAUCAUUCAGGGCGUCAGAGAGAUUUUUGAUAUUUUUGGCAACCCUUCGCAGGAGGAAGACGCCCCGGUUUCGCCUGCGAUGCGACUCGGUGGGCGGUUUCUCAACUCCAGCGCUCGGGUCCCACUUAUCCUCGACCACAGCCCGGCAGUCCCUAAAGCCAGCAACCGCGAACGACACACAGCAAGACAACGAACGGCGACGUCGCAACAUAACGAGCCAGCCACAACCACCAACUCCUCUCGACAACAAAACCGAGCGCACCCCACGGCGGAGCGCAGACACCUUAAUGAUGAAUCGACCAGAACUGGAUAUGCUAACACGGUUGGAAUACUAGGGGUUGUACCACAAACAAUGCGCGGCAUACCUGGCGGGUUCGGGGGCCAGCAACAACAACAGCAGUCCGGUCGUGCUGUCUCGAAUAGGUUACCUAACGGGAAGCUUGGAGGGCCGGUAGGAAAUGCACAAUGGGCGUUCGGCGCCAUGCCUAUGGGGGGUGGUGCAAAUGUGCUCCCAGGAGGGGCUGGCAGGCAAAUAGGGGGGAAUGUCAGCUUCGCGCAAAGUGUGGCCGGGUCACAGCCAGCAACACCGCUGGACUUGUCGGAAUUUCCGUCUUUAUCCAACCCCUCCCAGCUCAGCUCAACAAGCCAAACACCAAUGUGGUCAACACAAGGCUCUCGUAGCGUCGGUGGAGGGGUCCAUCGAGGAGGCGGCACUCCGAUCUCAGCUCAGAGCCAGCAAGAGGAUCUUUUCGCCUCGCGCCUUUCAUCCAAUCAAGGUCCGUUCAGGUUUGGCACCCAAGCAGGCGGUUCGCAAGCUAUCCCCGCACCCGCUGGUGCUGCCGAGGAGUUCCCACCGUUGAAUCGUACCGCGAAUGGUGAGAUUGGCAGGCAAGAACAAGGUAGCAAUCUGAUGUCUAACCUGGGGUUUGGUACCCAAGGUUCAGCCACCAGGUCCACGAUGCAGGCGAAUCAAGCGGGCAACGGUUUACUGAGCGCACUAUCCGCAACUUCGAGGGCCACAGACGUCCGUUCGCCAACAGCAAUCGCACGACCCCAAGAUCAGCGCAGCCCAGUCGAGGAUGAGUCGCGUCAAAAACCGGCCGGCUAUCGUGAGGAUUCAGUUGACUCGGUAAGCGGUAGGAAUCCGCUGGGCGCCAUUGGUAACGACCCCCCGACCGGCAAGGGCAAAGAGGAGGAGAAGACCCCCGCCAGCCAGGUACAAGAUCCGUUGGAAGGCAUGGCGCCCAUUGAUAAAUGGGGCCUAAAGGGGCUUCGCACAUUGAUGAACAACUAUGCCGAUUACAACGCGCUUACUUGCGGCCUCGACCCGGCGACGUUGGGCAUAGAUAUGCGAUCCACGGAGAUGUUGUCCACUAAGGCGUAUUCACUAUUCGACGACGUCCCGCCACGGUCGCCGGUACCAAAGUUUCGCCUUCCGGACUGCUACCAGGUCAAAAACGUGCAGCCGAUCGAGGCCAAAAUCUCGAGCUUCAACGAGGAGACGUUGAUGUGGAUCUUUUACAGCUGUCCGCGUGACGUCAAGCAGCAGAUGGCCGCCAUCGAGUUGAAUAAUCGCAACUGGCGUUGGCACAAGAAGCUACAGAUAUGGCUGACCAAGGACGAUGUUAUGGUCCCUCAGUCGCUGAGUCCUACCCAUGAGCGCGGUUAUUAUAUAAUCUGGGACACCGCCAACUGGCGCAAGGAGAGGCGCAACUCCCCCCACACCCCCCUUCUCAUCAUGGCCGACGUAGUCGACGACCAACACAUCAACCUCCCCUCCCUCGUUGCCAUCCUCGUGAUCUCCGGCAUCGUCCUCCGCUACUUCUUUUUCUCCCCGAGUUCUGCACCGGGCGCUGCUGGCUCCUCUUCCUCGUCAGCAGCCGGGGGGAGGCAACAAAGGGACGGACCCCAGGCGCGGGCGGCACGCGAGGCCGCCGCCGAGAGGAUACAGCAGAUGUUCCCGCAGGUGGACCGGCGGACGGCACUGUGGGAUUUGCAGCGCACGGGAGGGAACGUGGCGGCGACGGCGGAGAGGGUUUUGGCGGGGCGCUUGGAGACGCCCCCCAUCACGUUCCAACCCCCUCCGCCCCCCGGCGCAGCCAACAACAGCGCCGGCGCCGGAUCCGCAGGAGCACAGCAGCAAAGCAAGCCCGCCCCGGGGCCCGUCCAUCCGGAUCUCAUCACGCGAUACAACCUGCAAGACAAGCUUAACGCCGCCACGGCGGGAGGCGAGCAGUCGGAAACGGGCGGCACUGGUAGUAGCACGGGAGUAGCAGAAGACACGGGCGCUGCGGCGGUGGCGGCGGUGACGGGGAAGGGCAAGGCGUGGAGUGCGAGCCGGGAUGAAAGGCAGACGUUGUUGCAGAAGAGGAGGGACCAGAUGAUUUUGGAGGCGAGGAGGAAGAUGGAGGCGAAGAUUGCUGCGGAGAAGGCUGCUGCUGGUGGGAGUUGA
This is a messenger RNA of Dichotomopilus funicola, 3228 nucleotides long. RefSeq lists its product as uncharacterized. The transcript has 11 exons. Gene Ontology annotation, molecular function: ubiquitin binding. Gene Ontology annotation, cellular component: cytoplasm. Lineage: Eukaryota; Fungi; Ascomycota; Sordariomycetes; Sordariales; Chaetomiaceae. The record is from RefSeq and is a predicted model, not a curated record. Bases 1 to 3228 code for a protein of 1075 amino acids. Gene Ontology annotation, biological process: regulation of DNA-templated transcription.